CUCCUCCUGGCUGGCGCAGGCCAGGCGCUAUGCUGUCUGUAGUAGCUAGCUAGCUGGUUAGCUACAGUUCGUCGAUAGGCCGGGUCAGUCCGCGCUGUAGUUAGUCAAACCGUUGUUUCAUGCGUCUCCUACUUCAACGUGAGUAGACGGCGAGAAAAGCAUACGUCUUGGGUUGUAUGCAUGUAAUUGUACCUCCCUGGCUUAGCUAACACUAGCUGCGUGGGUUAGCUUAGCCUCCAGCCACUAUAACAAUUCAUCUUUACGGAACGGUGUCAGCAAGAAAGACAACUGGUUGAGCUGCCGAGGGAAGCACCAGGAGGCUUUUGCGAAGGAGCUAACAGAAAUAAGCUAGAGUUAGCUGGCUAGGAGCUGCCUUGUGUAACUGAACCUGCCGCCAAUAUUCUGCGAACGUUAUUGGGUACUGAAAAUCUGAAAGUUACGGAAUCGUAUCUGCACAAUGGCAAGACCUUCGAGGAAUAAGAGGGUGGUUGACUAUGCCCAGUUUCAAGAGUCUGAUGAUGCUGAUGAGGAAUAUGAAGGGGAUUCUGACAAACCCAAGAAAGCACUGAAACACAGUGAUGAGUCUCGAUUCACAGACCACAAGAAUGAAUUUAGUGAUGAUGAUAAUGACUACGGGGAGGAGGAGGAUGACGGUGGUGACAGUGACUACGAGACUAAAAAGAUUAGCAAGGGAAGGCAAGCGCCAGCUAAACGGAAAAGAGCUGAAGAUGACAGUGAUGAUGAAAAGGUUGUUAGGAAGAAGGGUCGGCAGGUGCGACAGGCGGCAAGUAAAGCUGUUUCCAAACAGAGAGAGAUUCUUCUUGGGGAUGGAGGCAGUGAGGAAGAGGAGGGGGAAGAGGAUGAAGAAGAAGACGACAGUGAUGUCUACACAGGAGAGGAUUCAGGUAGUGAUGAAGACUUCAUGGUAGAGGACGAUGAUGACGACAGUGACUAUGGGCGGCCAAGGAGGAGGAAUUUGAAAGUGAGCAGGAGGAGCAAAGACAAAAAGUCUCCAAAACCCAGGAUAAGAUCUUCAGCGAGCAGAGGGCCAAGCAAGAGGAGAGGGAAACGCCAGACGAAGGUGAAGAGAGUUGUGUCCAAGCGGGUUGUACCUAAAGAAGAGGACGACGACGCUGAGACCUCCAGGCAAGAGGAAGAAGAGGAAGGGCAAGAUGGAGAGAAGAAGGCUUCUCCGCCUGCCAAGAAGGCAAAGGAGAGCGCUGCUAAAGGGGAGGACAACAACGGAGAGGAGGAGAAAGAGCCGAAGGAGAAAGGAGAUAAGGACGAUGCAUCCGAGGAGGAUGCUCCAUCAGGCGAAGACUGACUGUCUUCUGUCUGAUCGCAGAGAAAAAAAAGUUUAACCAGUUUUUGUCUUUUUCUUAAUGUGGAACAGUGGAAUUUGUUUUCCACAACAGCUCUGGGUGUUUCGGAUGUUUGUUAAAUCUUUCAUCUUGUAAAUACAAUAUUUCAGAAGAACUCUCUGUGAAGUAUCAUCCACACUAUUCUAAAAUGGUAUCAUUUAAGUACCUGUGUCACUUUCUAUACGUCCAGUGUAAGGUUACCUAUAUUAAUGUUGAUCAUUGCCUCGGCUCUAGCAUUGCUUGCCUUUUUUGCUAAGCCCAUCUAGUUUUAUGCUACUAGAUACAUAAAAGGGUGGGACAAUUGUGAAGCCAAAAAAAUGUACUCUGUGGUGUACCCAAGUGAAUUUUACAUUCAUGGCAGAUUCAUUAUGUACAAGUUCCAACAUCGUACCCUACAAAAAAUAACUAGUUAAGUAUAAAUUCUUCUCCAUGUCAAUAAUUAAGACAGUGAUUGGGUGCAAUGUGAGGAACAGAUAUAGGUAAAAUAACAACAGUGUUCAUAUAACUCCUAAAGCAAAACUUAAUAAGACAUGGCAAAAUAAUGCCAUAAGAUCUGUGGUGAUGGAGGUGGGGAAAUGGGUGACACUAGUUCACCCCCUUGUAAACGAAGCUUCCGAUCCAUGUAAUCGCUUUGAUCUUGAGCAUAGGUGUGCUGUAUGGACAGUGAACAGGUUUGUGACUCAGUUUUAUGAUUCAGUGAAUGUAUGCUUAAGAUUUAUUAUGUCAUUGAGCUGCUCUGUGUAUCCGUAUGGCAACAUAACUCAGCAAUGUUAUGUCCAGUGCAGUUUUAUUUGACCAGUCACAGUGCUACAGGAGCAUGUAACAUUUUAUAGUCAUUAGCCAUAGUUUGACACUUUCUCUGCAGUCAGUUUUUAAUUUAGGCUUUAGUUAACACGGAGCAUUUCGACAGGCAGUCCAGUUAAUUGUUUUUCUUGUGUCCAGUGUUUCUAAAAUCUAAUAAGGAUUCAGGUCUUUUAAGAUCCAAAUUGGACCACAUUUGCUCAUAUGCAUGCUUUCAGCAUAUUAUCACAAACCAGGUUAGUGUGGAAAUAUGUCACUAGGAUUAUAUUUUUAAAAAAGCCUUGAGACCUGGUUCCUAAAUACAUAAAAAAGACCAGUCAUUAUCAACAGACAUCACACUGAAUAUUUUUAACAAUGUUAUGAUGACAAUGAUUUAUGAGCGUUUAUAUUUUGGUUUGAACUUUUCUGCAGCUUAUACUUAAUCUACUCGUUUUCUCCCAACAGUGAUAACUCUUCAUGGGAUGGCCUACUCGUACCUGUGUGUUGUGUUAUGUUCUAGGCAGUAUGACAGAAAAAAUGAGCUGGUGUGGGUGUAUAAACAUAAAAAUCUUAAUCAGAGAGACUGAUGUCAAAAGCGAGCUAGUAACAACCUUACUAUUGACUUUGUGAUGCUCCGUAUGUGUAUUUUCUAAGUAUGUUGAUGUUUAUAGAUGCCUUUGAGAUGAAUUGUCUGUUGAGCCAGAGUGGAAAACAGACUGUAAUGCACACCAUUCAAAGCUUUCUCAGCUUCUUUUCUCUAUUUUCCUGGCUCCUAUAUCUGUCCUAUUAUGUAGCCUUUCAAUCUAUAUAAUAAUUUAUCUAAAAGAAACUUUUAAUUAAGCUAUUCUGAUUUUUGGAAUAUUUGUUUUACAAGGAAAAAAUAAAAUGUAUCUUGCCUUUAAAGAAA
Electrophorus electricus (electric eel) is the source of this 3048-nucleotide messenger RNA. It is a transcript of the gene nucks1b, whose product is annotated as nuclear casein kinase and cyclin-dependent kinase substrate 1b. The record is from RefSeq and is a predicted model, not a curated record. Gene Ontology annotation, cellular component: cytoplasm. Gene Ontology annotation, molecular function: double-stranded DNA binding; single-stranded DNA binding. Lineage: Eukaryota; Metazoa; Chordata; Actinopteri; Gymnotiformes; Gymnotidae. Gene Ontology annotation, biological process: double-strand break repair via homologous recombination; interstrand cross-link repair.